Molecule: messenger RNA, 2449 nt
Organism: Styela clava
Lineage: Eukaryota; Metazoa; Chordata; Ascidiacea; Stolidobranchia; Styelidae
Product: aspartoacylase-like
Cellular component (GO): cytosol
Molecular function (GO): hydrolase activity, acting on carbon-nitrogen (but not peptide) bonds, in linear amides; hydrolase activity, acting on ester bonds
Source: RefSeq, a predicted model, not a curated record
AUGCCUUUUAUUGUAAUUUAUUAAAAACAAAAUUACGAAGUAGAAAAUUACGAGGUUUUCUAAUAUACCAAAUUUGAAAAUUGAUUGCCAUUUACCUAUAAAUAACACGUUUUAAUUCAGAAUAAAUGCUGAACAUAGAUUAUUAAUCAUUCAAAACGUGUAUGAUAGAUUUCUUGUUAUGGACUAGGACUCAGCGUUUCUCCAAACUGUGUUCCGCGAGCGUCUUCCGAGUGUUCCGUGGAAAAUGAAUCAAAAAUACAUCUGAAGUGGUCGACAUGACGAACUCGGGAUCGUGUGAAAUUGUCGCCAUACUGACGACCGUUUAAUAUCGCGUCACCGUCGGACUAACUUCUUGAGGGUAGUGGUAUUUUCGUUAACCGUCGGCCUAGCUUUUUGACAAGUUCAUUAUCAAGUUUACAACAAUCUUUUUGGUUUUGCAAUAGGCAAACAUCGCUAAACUCGAUCCAGCAGAUAAAUAAACUGCAUCUUGCUAAAUUGAAGCAAAUAUCUCUAUCUCCAUUGUUACGUAACAUUAGAGGCAAACAUUACGUAAUGGAAAGGUAAAAUGAAUUCAUUGAUUCAUAUACACAGCAUUUAAAUAAGAAACAAUAAAACAUUUAUAAUAAAUGCAAUAUGUAAAAAUUCAAUCAUAUAUAGUAGGUAUGUUAAUUAGGUUUUCGGCAUUUUAUUGGUAAGUGAUUGAAUAUUUUAAAUCAAAUAGUUGCUUUUAGCUUGUAAUCAACUUUUAAUUAUUUCAACUAAACUGAAUGUCUUCGGAAGGCAUGAUUCCAAAUAAGACAUUUGAUUUACAACUAUUUUUCGGAAACACAACUGAAAACUGAGAAAUACCAACACGCAAAACACAAAACGAGGCAAUGUUUACAACCAUUCUUUAAUAUCUGUUUGAGCCAAAGAAGUGUCUGAGCGGCCGCAUAAAUUCCAAUUGUUACUUCAAUGUUGCCGUAUUGCUGAUUGGUCAUUGUUACGGCAAUAAACAAGGAAUUCGAUGUUCAGGGAAACAUCCAUUCAUUUACGGGUAAGAUUAAGAAAUAAAUCUAUGGGGUCAAAGUUCGGGGGAACAGUGACCAAAUGAGAAUUUGCUUUUUAUCGGCGUUGCAAAUACGCAAGGUAAUCACAAAAAGUUUCUCAAUUAUCUUGGCAAACUUUUAAAUUCAAAGAUUAUGGCUUCCAUGAAACAAAUUUGCAUAUUUGGAGGAAUGCAUGGCAAUGAGAUGUCCGGUGUUCAUUUGGUGAGAAAAUGGGAGAAAAAUCCAGAAUCAGUUACCAGAUCAACCUUCCAAACAAAGAUGUUAAUUGCUAAUCCAAUUGCUGUGAAAUUGGUUAGACGGUAUAAGGAUGUUGAUUUGAACAGGCAAAUGUCUCCUGAAAAUUUUAAAGUUGAAAUAAAUGAAAACACACCCUAUGAAGUUAGAAGAGCAAAAGAACUGAAAGGAAUGUUGAGUGAAGGUGGAGAAAUUGGUGAAUGUGAGUUUAUACUUGAUUUACACAAUACAACAGCAAAUAAUAAAGUUAGUCUCCUUCACAUGGAAUCGAAUGACUUUAAUAUGCAUUUAAUGCAUUAUGUAUCAGCACAUUUACCAGAGGGAAUGUGUUAUAUUAUGUCCCUUGCUGGCAAUGUGAGUUAUGAUUCUGGUAGAGGAUUAGGAAAAUAUGGGGGAGUUGGUAUAGAAGUUGGUCCCCAGCCACAGGGUGUGUUGCGAGCUGACAUAAUGUCUUUGCAAGAGUCAUCAGUUCACUUUGCUCUUGACUUCAUUGAAAACUAUAACAAUGGUGAGGAAUUUCCAGAAGUCAAUUUUUCAGCAUACAAAGCUGUUACAAAAAUACCGUACCCACAAGAUGUGGAAGGUCAUCUUACUGCAAUGAUUCAUCCAAGUCUUCAAGAUCAAGAUUGGAAAUUGUUGACGUUGAACGAUCCUGUAUUUUUGUCUUUUGAUGGCAAUGUUCUUUAUCUCAAAGACAUAAUAGAGGAUUCAAGUAGCGGUCCAUUUUACCCAGCGUUUAUUAAUGAGGCAGCAUAUUAUGAAAAAGGCAUUGCAUUUUAUUUGACAACUCAGUAUAAUGUAUGUGCUAAAAAGCUAUCGAAAAAAUCAUUUGAAUUUCAGUGAAUAUUUUUUGAUUGCCAGUUAUCUAUUCAAGAUUAUUAUGUAUGUAUUCAAGAGCAGGGAAUUAUUUUUUUAUUAUAAAAUUGCAGUUUCUAUGAAUUAGAAUGCAUUAUGCUAUCUGUUUAUCUGAAUAUGUUAAUAUCUGUUUCUUUUUUGUCCAGUUAUUUUGCAUAAAAUAUUGCCAAAAUCAUUGCAUCUUUAGCAUGGUGUGUUUAAUUACCUAUUAACAAUUGAGUAUAUUUGAGUAAGUUAGCAAAAUUGUAACAAUUUAUUCUGCAUAUUAAUAUUGAAUUUCUAUCUUUCCUUAUUAACGAAAUGGUACAAUA